Messenger RNA from Exophiala xenobiotica, 1106 nucleotides. RefSeq lists its product as uncharacterized. Lineage: Eukaryota; Fungi; Ascomycota; Eurotiomycetes; Chaetothyriales; Herpotrichiellaceae. The transcript has 4 exons. The coding region runs from base 1 to 1032 and encodes 343 amino acids. The record is from RefSeq and is a predicted model, not a curated record. Gene Ontology annotation, molecular function: oxidoreductase activity, acting on NAD(P)H.
AUGGGCGCAGAAAUCGUCAAUCAGGCAGCAUGGCAGACAGGCCCCAAGGUGAAGCCUUUGGAAGUCGGACCAGGACCAGCUCACGACAAACCGGCUGCUGAUGAGGUCGUCAUCAAGGCGGCAUAUGUCGCCAUCAAUCCGUCCGAGUGGAAGAUCCAAGAUACAGCCCUCUUGCCACUUGAAUACCCUCAUGUUCUGGGGAAUGAUGUUGCUGGCGAGGUCGUGAAAAUUGGCAACGCAGUCACUCGCUUCAAGCCCGGAGAUCGUGUCCUUGGACACUGUCUCGGCUUGAUGUAUGGAGGCGCCAAGCACGGUGCAUUCCAGAAAUAUACCACCUGUCGUGAAGUGGUGGUGGCAAAGAUCCCAGAUAAUCUUCCCUUCGCCGAGGCCGUGGUGCUUCCACUAGCCCUAUCAACUUCGAUGGUCGCUCUUUUCGAGCUUCUUCAACUUGCCUUGCCCAGCACCGAGUCUCGAUCAACCGGCGAGUCCGUUCUAGUCUGGGGAGGAAGCUCGUCGAUAGGCAGCAUCGCAAUUCAGCUUGUCGCCGCGGCAGGUUACAAGGUCAUUACCACCGCUAGCGCAAAAAAUCACGAAUAUGUCAAAGAACUGGGCGCCACCGCAGUCUUUGACCAUUCCGAUCCAAAUGUCACCAGCUUGCUCAUCGAGGCUCUCAAAGGCUCGGACUGUGCUGGGGUGUAUGACUGCAUUGGGACAGAUGAGACAAAGGCAGCGUGUGCAGAUAUUUUGGGCAAGAUGGGCGGGGGAGUGCUUCCAAUCGUGACCUGGCCGUUGCCGGCCAAUUUGCCGCCGAGCGUGAAGCCUGUCCUGGUUUACGCCACGAAUCCCGGCUUGGUGGAGAACCACGUAGGUGCGAGACUUUGGAGAGAUUAUGUGCCUGCAGCGCUGGAGGCUGGACAAUUGAAGGCCAAGCCCAAGCCCAAGGUCAUAACAGGGGGGUUGGAAGUCAUUCAAGCUGCAAUGGACCUACAGAAGAAGGGUGUGUCUGCGCAGAAGAUUGUGGUCGAGCUGUAAGUGUAUAUUGCUCCAGCCCGAAAAGGUUGCGGUUGCGGUUGCGGUUGCGGAUAUUGAAGCAGUGGAAUCAUGCG